Thalassophryne amazonica is the source of this 3223-nucleotide messenger RNA. RefSeq names its product cholinergic receptor, nicotinic, alpha 11 (gene chrna11). Gene Ontology annotation, biological process: nervous system process; monoatomic ion transmembrane transport; regulation of membrane potential. The coding region runs from base 74 to 1777 and encodes 567 amino acids. NCBI's taxonomy places the organism in Eukaryota, Metazoa, Chordata, Actinopteri, Batrachoidiformes, Batrachoididae. Gene Ontology annotation, cellular component: neuron projection; postsynaptic membrane; synapse. The transcript has 10 exons. Gene Ontology annotation, molecular function: acetylcholine-gated monoatomic cation-selective channel activity; transmembrane signaling receptor activity. The record is from RefSeq and is a predicted model, not a curated record.
CAGCAUCCAUCCGGAGUCAUCUGGAGCCGCUGUUGCCCUCCUGCCUCCUCUGCUUCUCAUCCUCAGCACCAGGAUGGGGCACUUGUUCGCUCUGCUCCUCUCUGCACUGAUCCAUGUAUCGCUGCAGGGGCCACACCAGAGGAACCUGCUGAAGAACCUUCUGAAGGACUACAACCGCAUGGAGAGGCCGGUGGCUAAUGACUCGCACCCUCUCACUGUCGUCUUCUCCCUCAGUUUGCUGCAGAUCAUGGAUGUGGAUGAGAAGAACCAGGUGCUGACCUUGAACAUGUGGCUGCGGAUGAGUUGGUUUGACCACUAUCUCCAGUGGAACCAGAGCAAUCACCCCGGGGUGAAAAACCUUCGCUUUACCACAGAGCAGAUCUGGACACCAGACAUCCUGCUCUACAACAGUGCAGAUGAUGACUUUGACUCCACCUAUAAGACAAAUGUUCUUGUGAAUUCCAGCGGCUACGCCGAGUACUUACCUCCAGGAAUCUUCAUGAGCAGUUGUAAUGUGGAUGUUCGCUGGUUUCCUUUCGACAUCCAAAAGUGUCAGUUGAAGUUCGGCUCUUGGACGUAUGACGGCUGGCUGCUGGACCUCCAGAUGAACGAUGCCGAUAUCUCAGGCUACAUGCCCAACGGAGAGUGGGACCUCAUGGGUGUCCUUGGCACCAGGAAUGAGGUCUUCUAUGAUUGCUGUAAGGAGCCCUACCCAGACGUGACAUUCGUUGUGACAAUACGGCGCCGAACGCUCUACUACGCGCUGAACCUGCUCAUCCCGUGUGUUCUGCUGUCCUCCAUGACUCUGCUCAUCUUUGUGCUUCCGGCUGACUCCGGGGAGAAGAUCUCACUGGGUAUCACGGUGCUGCUGUCUCUUACGGUUUUCAUGCUGCUGGUCGCUGAGAUCAUGCCGGCCACCUCUGACUCCGUCCCUCUCAUAGGUCAGUACUUUGCCAGUAUAAUGGUCAUCGUUGGGAUGUCAGUCAUCGCCACAGUGGUGGUUCUGCAGUAUCACUACCACGAUCCAAAUGGAGGAAACAUGCCUAAAUGGGUGCAGCUCGUUUUGCUGCAGUGGGUAGCCUGGUUCUUGCGCAUGAAGCGUCCUGGGGAGAACAAUGACCCGGAACGACCCCUGUGUGCCCCCCAUUUACGCCGCUGCUCCUCGGGAUCUCAGAGUGGGAGCAUCCCAAAUCCUCCGGACCCCACCCUGCAACUGCUGCACCCGCAGCACCUCGCUGCUCUCCACGCAGGCCACGCCCACCUACACACACAAUCCAGUGCCAACAACAACGGGAACCUUCUUUACAUGGGCUUCCAGAGCAUGGAUGACCCUACGCUGCUCCCCGAGCCCGUGCAGAGGAGCGGCAUCUCCACUGGGCCUCCUCGAGUGGCAGGAAGUCCACCUCCGCACCUGCCAGCUCAGUUCUGCAGCCCUCCACCACCUCCAACGCCAAACAUGGAUGCUGUCGGUUCUCCCAGCACCGUCUCCAGCGGUGGGGACUUUGGAUGCGUCGGGGCCGGCGGAAAUGGAGGAUACUCCAGCACGGGGAUAGGAGAUCCCCAGCUUCAAGCUAUCCUGGAGGAGGUGCGUUACAUGGCAGACCGCUUCAGGGAGCAGGACGAGGCGGAGAGCAUCGCCAACCAGUGGAAGUUUGCAGGCGCCGUCAUCGAUCGUCUGUGUCUGGUGGCGUUCAGCAUCUUCAACAUCAUUUGCACUAUCUCUAUACUCAUGUCAGCUCCCAACUUUGUGGAGGCCAUUUCCAAGGACUUUGUUUGAGAGCAGAGAGGGAAAAAAGAGGAGGAGAAGCAAGAAGGAAGGGAUGAGAAUUUAAUAUUGGAUGAAAGAUGAAGCAGCUCCCUGCAUCCAAGGAAAUGCAAUUUUCUCUGAUGUUUAGGUCCUAUAUGAUUUGUGUUUUGUGAGCAACAGGAAAGUUUUCUUUGCAGCACAUUGUGUUGUGUAAGAAGAGCUUUGAGAAAACUGAUGAGAAAAGAGAUAGGACGUGAAGUCAGAAUGAGAUUAGGGAAAGCAGGGCCCCUUUAUCAGAUUCUUGAUGAGGUGAAAUGGACUGAAUCACCUUCAAAUGGUUUCUCUUAAAAUUUAAGCAAAAGAUCAGUCGGAAAGGAAACAAGAAGAGACAUCAGUCCAACACCACAUCGAAUAAAGAAGCUAUUAAACAAGGCAGAGAUUGAGAGAAUAAGAUUACAGAAGAGACGGGUAGAUAGAUUGAGACCAACAAAUAAGACAGACUUUUUCCCCCCUCGAAGAAAGCCCUCAAUUCCCACAUGUUGGAGGGGGGAAAAGGCUGCAUCACUUAAAGAGACGUGAGCAACAGAGGGAGGGAGAAGACUUUUACAAGGACAGACGACACACAAAGAGUGUUUUCUUCGUGGCUUUGGCGUCUGAUGCAGCAUCCAGCGUGUUCAGUGGAGAUGCUCAGAGGAGCUCAUCUAACGCUCCAUCAUAUCUGUGCAAUCGCCGUCAAAACAAAAUAGCUCCAAAAACAUCACGGAUUAAUGAGCUAUUAAGUCUCUGAUACGGCACGCCACUUCAAAUCCAGAGGCUUGUCAGUCUGUAACAAUCGCGUUACCUCGUCAGAUUUGGCACAGAUAAGAUCGUAUACCGGAGGUCAGACGUUCAAAAGAUCAGGAGUGGUGCAAAAAGAGAUGAGCUCCUUGUAAAUUUCAAAAUAACGCAAUGCUAAGAUACGUUUGACCAUAUGAGCAUAAAAUAGGAAAUGGAAUGUGACCUUUUGACCUCUUAAAAUAGGUCAAGGUUAGCCAUCUUUGAACUUGUCCAAGGUUUGUGUCCCAAGAAUGCUCCCUGUGAUUUUGAAGACUCUGACAGUAACAGGACCGGCGUUAUCCUGAGCAAAGACAGGCAGACAGACAGACAGGUGGGCAGACGCAAAGUCUUCGCAAUACCCAAUAGUCAUAAGAAUAAGAUGCAACUUCCGAUCAUGUUUCCAUCCUUGUUUACUGCUUUAAUGCAGCGUGAGCUGAUUUCACAUCGAUAAUAAGAAAUGACAAAUGGGAUUUUCCUGAACUGCCUCCAGUCGACACAGUGGUGAUUUAGAAUGUUUACAAUCUGAAACACGACCGUCAGCCUGUGAUGUCUCUUCAUUAACAAGAGCUUAGCUCAAAUUAUGGAUGUUUGUGGGACGCCUAUGUACACCUGAUACAUUCAAGGCCAUAAAUUUAAAUAAGAUGCUGAGGCUGACUGCAG